AUGAAUGCUCAGAACCUAAACGGAAUUUUCCCAGAUGUUAAACAAAAAAAGCAAACUAAUGAAUCAUCUCCUUUCGAUCAUAAACAAAGAUGCUUCUAUCAAAUGUUUGACUUUAAGAAGCUGGGCAUUCAAAGUUGUGAAAAGUUUCAAGCACUGCCUGAACGAAAAGGAAAGAUGUUUCUCAAUGAAUUGUAUACUGAUGGCUACACGUACAGAGUUCUAUUUGCUAGAAAAGUGCUUCCGUCAUCACCAGAAAACAAUAGCUGUCUAGAGUUGAACGAUUUUACAAGCGAAGAGGUGGACAGGUAUUUCCGUCCAUGUACUGUAGACCCAGGAAGACGGGAUCCUUUUGUCUCUUAUCAUGGUGACCACUGA
This is a messenger RNA of Cokeromyces recurvatus, 375 nucleotides long. RefSeq lists its product as uncharacterized. The transcript is spliced from 2 exons. The coding region runs from base 1 to 375 and encodes 124 amino acids. NCBI's taxonomy places the organism in Eukaryota, Fungi, Mucoromycota, Mucoromycetes, Mucorales, Mucoraceae. The record is from RefSeq and is a predicted model, not a curated record.